Molecule: messenger RNA, 324 nt
Organism: Caenorhabditis remanei
Lineage: Eukaryota; Metazoa; Nematoda; Chromadorea; Rhabditida; Rhabditidae
Exons: 2
Coding region: 1-324 (107 amino acids)
Source: RefSeq, a predicted model, not a curated record
AUGGACGAUAUUCAACAAGAGGGGGCGGAAAAGUAUCCCAAUUAUUUUGCUGCUUCGUGUGGAAAACGUGUCAUUGGUUAUUAUAUAGAAUGGGAAAAUGCAGAAGUUUUGGAAAAGCAGCUGAAAAAGCUGACUCAUGUUAUUUAUCUUUUCGUUAAUGUUCAAGAAGACGGAAUAAUCAAUGGGACAAAUGAUCGUGCAGAAAACAGAUUCUUGGAGAAAAGAUCAUCUGUGCAGCAGGGAUUAGAUCAUCAUGAUCCAGAUGUUGACGCCGUUUCCACUAUUGGAAUCAGCAUUCAAGAGUCUGAAAAUGUAACAAUUUGA